AUGUGGCUACCGAAAACCGAUGCGACAUGUAAAGGCACACUAAGUGGUUCAGUUGCUGUUGCAAUAGACAAAGACAAAAGCAGCCAAAAUGCUAUCAAAUGGACAAUGGAGAAUCUUACUUCUCGUGGCCAAAGUCUUGCUCUUAUCCAUGUUGUUCCCAAAUCUCAAUCUUCUUCAGACAUUGAAGAAGGAACCAUGCAUAUGCAGCAAAUGGAGAAGCAAACAAAAGAUCUAUUUUUAUCUUUUCACUGUUACUGCAGCCGUAAAGAGAUCCAUUGUUUGGACGUUCUGCUUGAAGACGUAGACAAAGUCAAAGCGAUUGUUGACUACAUCACAGUUUCUGCCAUUGAGAAUUUAGUACUUGGUGUUCCAUCAAGAAGCAGCUUUAUGAGAAGAUUCAAAACGGAUUUACCAACGAGUGUGUCAAAGGCAGCUCCAGAUUUCUGCAACGUUUACGUCAUUUCCAAAGGAAAAAUAUCUUCCUUACGAAGCUCCUCUCGUCCUGUUCCUUACCAAUCACCAGUUCUCAGCCAAUCUGAAAAUCACGAAACUAUUCCCCAUGAGAGAAGACAUCAAACAGCAAACACACCCGCAAUGACUAGGCCCCGAAGAUCAGUUGAUUCAGAUGGUCCAAGACAAGGGUUUGUGAAACUGCCACAAGGACACAUGAAAAUGAUUGGAGACUUCUCAGAUUCAGAGACCGAGUUCUCGUUCAUAAGUGCUUCACAACAAGGAUCAGAAAACUCCUUUAUCAGCAGCUCGGGGACGCCGAGUAGUAUAGAUAGGUGUUCUUUUACCUACGAUUUACCGGAUUCAGCAAGAGCCUCAAGAGUGUCAACAAGCUCAGAGCAGAGCAUUGGCUCACAUAGAUUGGGGAUCAAGUUUACGGAUCUAGGUUUUCUCAAUAACUCUUCAUCGACUUCUGAAGAGAGUGGAAGAACUUCUUGCUCUUACUCAUCUCAGAGCUACUCAUCUCAGAGCUUGGAUGAUGUUGAAGCUCAAAUGAGGAAACUACGUUUAGAACUAAAACAAACCAUGGAUAUGUAUAGCUCAGCUUGCAGGGAAGCUUUAACCGCAAGGCAAGAGGCGACAGAGCUGAAAAAUCUGAGGUCAGAAGAGGGAAGAAGAAUGGGAGAACUAAAGAUGACAGAGGAGACAGCAAUGUCAAUGAUAGAAAAUGAAAAGGCGAAGGCCAAAACAGCCGUGGAAGCUGCUGAAGCUGCAAACAGGCUUGCGGAGGUUGAGGCAAAGGGAAGACUAACCGCAGAGACGAAGGCGUUGAAAGAAAGCGACUCUCCCACACGGUAUAGCAUGGCUAGGUAUAGGAAGUACACUGUUCAAGAAAUCGAAGAAGCAACUGGAAACUUCGCAGAGUCAAGAAAAGUUGGAGAAGGAGGUUAUGGUCCUGUGUUUAGAGGUCAUCUUGAUCACACAAGUGUUGCUGUUAAGGUUUUGCGUCCUGACGCCGCUCAAGGAAGAUCACAGUUUCAGAAAGAGGUUGAAGUACUAAGUUGCAUAAGGCAUCCAAACAUGGUGCUUCUCUUAGGAGCUUGUCCAGAAUAUGGCAUCCUCGUCUACGAAUACAUGGCCAAAGGAAGCUUAGACGACCGUCUUUUCAGACGAGGAAACACUCCUCCCAUUUCAUGGCAGCUGCGUUUCAGAAUCGCUGCUGAGAUAGCUACGGGUCUUCUCUUCUUACACCAGACAAAACCAGAACCGAUUGUCCACAGAGACUUGAAACCAGGUAACGUUCUUCUCGACCACAACUACGUCAGCAAGAUCAGCGACGUAGGGAUGGCGAGGCUCGUCCCGGCGGUAGCAGAGAACGUGACUCAGUACAGAGUCACAUCAGCUGCAGGAACGUUCUGUUACAUCGACCCUGAGUAUCAACAAACGGGAAUGCUGGGUGUGAAGUCUGAUGUUUAUUCGCUGGGGAUCAUGCUUCUGCAGCUUUUGACAGCGAAACAGCCAAUGGGUUUGACUUAUUACGUGGAACAGGCCAUUGAAGAAGGGAGACUGAAAGAUAUGCUGGAUCCUGCGGUACCGGAUUGGCCAUUAGAGGAAGCUUUGUCUUUUGCGAAGUUAUCGUUACAAUGUGCAGAGUUGAGAAGAAAAGAUAGGCCUGAUCUUGGUAAAGAAGUGAUGCCUGAGCUUAAUAGACUAAGAGAGUUAGGCGCAGAGAGUCUUGAGAGUGUGUUUUAUGCUGGAAAUGGACCGUUUUCACAUUCUAGCCAAGUCUCUUAUACAUCGGUAAGAUUUUAG
Molecule: messenger RNA, 2262 nt
Organism: Raphanus sativus (radish)
Lineage: Eukaryota; Viridiplantae; Streptophyta; Magnoliopsida; Brassicales; Brassicaceae
Product: U-box domain-containing protein 35-like
Exons: 8
Coding region: 1-2262 (753 amino acids)
Biological process (GO): protein phosphorylation
Molecular function (GO): ATP binding; protein kinase activity
Source: RefSeq, a predicted model, not a curated record